AAGAAGCUAAUCAAAGAAUGGCUAGAGAGCUUAAUGUAACCAGUGUACCAGAGAACCAACUCAACACACAAGCUCUGCCAAACCCUUGGGCAACUGGUACUCCUGCUUCCAACAAUACUUCUGCCGCUUCUAGUAAUCCUUCUUCUGCGUCACCUGGAGCAAACCCAUUCGCAAGUCUUUUUGGAUUAUCAGCUCCCAUGUUUCCUUUUGGUGGAAACCAGCAAUCUCCCGAGAACACACCCAACCAAGCAAACCCUGCCAAUAAUGCCAACGGACAGAUGCCCUUGUGGGCCGACCCUAAUAUUUUACAAGCUGGAAUGCGAAUGCACCAGGCAAUGUUGAAUGCUCAAGGACAGGGCCAGGGCCAAGGUCAAGGCCAACAGCAACCCAUGGGUUUUGGUGGUCAAGGCUUGUGGAAUAUGGGUGGAUUUCCUUCUUUCCAACCACCACAACCAGCUGCUGAAAAUGCAGAACCCCCGGAAGUACGCUUUAGAUCACAAAUUGUUCAGCUUGAAGACAUGGGAUUUGGAGACAAACAAGCUAAUAUACGGGCCUUGUUGGCCACUGGAGGAAAUGUCAACUCUGCCGUAGAGUAUCUAUUGGCUAACAACUAAUUCGAGAAACCUGAUCCAUGUUCUGUCUAUCUAUUCUUUUUUUUUUCUUUUUUAUCACUGCAAUACUACUUUUAUCUGUGUGUUGACUAUAAUGAACAGCAUUAAAUUCUUGACAAAACAAUUCUCCGUCAAUACUUAAUUUACUGCUUGAUUUUAUGUGCGAUACAGUAAUCAUAUUUACUUGAUUAAUAUCGAGACACUCUGAAAAACAAAAUAGCAAAAAUAAUUUAGGUAUCUCAAUUUUAUAAUACAAAUUAUACAUAAAUUAGCAAAUGUCUCAAAUUAUUUUCAUUCUAUUCUAUUGUUCUUUUCAUCAAGUGUGUCACAUUGACUUUAGGAAAUAGUGUAUUAAAUAAAUGAAGAAGUGUUUAGCAAGACG
Messenger RNA from Phycomyces blakesleeanus NRRL 1555(-), 993 nucleotides. RefSeq lists its product as hypothetical. Gene Ontology annotation, biological process: ubiquitin-dependent protein catabolic process. The coding region runs from base 18 to 614 and encodes 198 amino acids. The record is from RefSeq and is a predicted model, not a curated record. Gene Ontology annotation, molecular function: polyubiquitin modification-dependent protein binding. Lineage: Eukaryota; Fungi; Mucoromycota; Mucoromycetes; Mucorales; Phycomycetaceae. The transcript is spliced from 5 exons. Gene Ontology annotation, cellular component: cytosol.